AUGGAGCCGUUGCACCACAAUCUCCCAGACUCAAAGCAACCGUCGCCAUUCCAGCCGGAGACGGGCAAUGGUGUUGUUCCUCGCGUAUUCGCCUUCAUCUGCACAAUGAGAGUUAUUAUCCGUGAAGACCCUCGGGGUGUCUCCGAGUACAUCGCUGAAUAUAUAGUUAGCCGAAUCAAUUCGUUUAACCCUACGGCUGAGAAGCCAUUUGUUCUCGGUCUUCCAACCGGUAGCAGUCCAGAGAUCAUCUAUCGCAUUCUCGUGCAAAGGCACAAGGCCGGCGAGAUCUCGUUUCGCAAUGUCGUUACUUUCAACAUGGACGAAUAUGUCGGCAUCCCGCGCGACCACCCCGAAUCAUACCACAGCUUCAUGUACAAACACUUCUUCUCACAUGUCGAUAUACUCCCCGCCAACAUAAACAUCUUGAAUGGCAAUGCGCCCGAUCUCGCCGCCGAGGCAACAUCCUACGAAGCCAAAAUCGCGCGCAUGGGCGGCAUUGAGCUUUUCUUGGGUGGUGUCGGACCAGACGGCCACAUCGCCUUCAACGAACCAGGCUCCUCGCUCGCAAGUCGCACACGAGUGAAGACCCUUGCUUACGACACCAUCGUCGCCAACUCCCGCUUUUUCGACAAUGAUGUCAGCAAGGUCCCCAAGAAGGCGCUCACAGUCGGUAUCCAGACGAUCAUGGAUGCGCGCGAAGUCGUAAUUGUUUGCACGGGAUCGCACAAGGCGCUUGCCCUUCACCACGGUCUCGAGGGGGGCGUAAAUCACAUGUGGACUUUAUCCGCACUGCAAUUGCAUCCUCACCCGCUUAUUGUCGCGGACCGAGAUGCCACGAUGGAACUCAAGGUCAAGACAGUGAAAUACUUCGAGUCCAUUGAAGAGUCGGGCACAGAUGCGCGUACUCAGGGCCCCCCAUUGGUCUACAGACCGCGAACCUACGUGCCCGCUCCUCUACUCACAACCGGAACCGCAGCAGCACAAUUAUCCAACAACACCAACAACAACAUCACAUCCGCACCUCUGGUCGACGCUGGAGCGCGCGUCCUCGUCCCCAAAGAUCUCAAGAUCAACACUGAUAUGCGCCGCUCGGCAGAUGAGGAUGGCGAACUCACGCCGGACAGUAUGUCAUCACGGAUAUUGGAUUCGGGGAUUUCGGGAUUGGAUGCCGCGCUCAAGGGGGAGUUGUUGCCUGAUCCGAUGGCGGCGAGGAUGACUCCUGUUUAG
This is a messenger RNA of Talaromyces amestolkiae, 1227 nucleotides long. RefSeq lists its product as uncharacterized. Gene Ontology annotation, molecular function: identical protein binding; glucosamine-6-phosphate deaminase activity. The transcript is spliced from 5 exons. The coding region runs from base 1 to 1227 and encodes 408 amino acids. NCBI's taxonomy places the organism in Eukaryota, Fungi, Ascomycota, Eurotiomycetes, Eurotiales, Trichocomaceae. The record is from RefSeq and is a predicted model, not a curated record. Gene Ontology annotation, biological process: N-acetylglucosamine catabolic process; carbohydrate metabolic process; D-glucosamine catabolic process. Gene Ontology annotation, cellular component: cytoplasm.